Messenger RNA from Manduca sexta (tobacco hornworm), 1367 nucleotides. RefSeq lists its product as uncharacterized. The record is from RefSeq and is a predicted model, not a curated record. The transcript has 2 exons. The coding region runs from base 7 to 1275 and encodes 422 amino acids. Lineage: Eukaryota; Metazoa; Arthropoda; Insecta; Lepidoptera; Sphingidae.
GGCAAGAUGGUGCUCCAGUUCGAAGGUGCAGUUAAUAAUAUCAGUGAGGUGCAGCUGGCUUUCAUUCGCGACGUCCUAGAAAAAAGAGGAUAUAAAGAUAACAAAGUAACUAUUGAAGCAGUCGGUAAAGCUGGAGACAACUAUAUAGCCAAUGUUAAAAGAGUCAUUGCCAAAAACGAACAUGGAGAAUUUAGAAUGAUUGCCAAAAUUGCGUCACAACAUGAAGACUUAAGACUCUCCGCAUCUAUAGAACAAAAUUUCAGAAGCGAACACAUUUUUUAUACUUUGGUCCUUCCUAAAUAUCAACAGUUUGAAGAACAAGCAGAUUUACAUAAAAAUGACAGACUGAGAUUUGCAGAGUGUUACGGAUCAUUACCCGAGCCACCGCAUGAAGUGAUCCUUUUGGAAGACUUGAAUGUAGCAGGCUUCAGCAUGUUGGAUAGAUUCACGCCACUAUCAGAUCAAUGCAUCAGGUCAGUGUUGAGAAACCUUGCCAUUCUGCAUUCUCUUUCCUUUGCACUUAAAUAUAAAGAACCAGAAACAUUCAAUGAAUACAGAAGGCGUCUUGUUGAUACCUCAACGAAAGUAGAAGAACGCCCAGAGAUAAUGUAUUUCAUAACACAUAUGGAAAAAACAGCCGCUAAGUUGGUCGACGGAGAUGUGAGAAAAAGGCAUAUAAACAAAUGUGUUAGCUAUACUACGGUGCAGGCAGGCAAGGUGUUUAAAGAGAUCGCAGGUUCGAAACACUCCGUCAUCCAGCAAGGAGAUGCUUGGACUAACAACAUAUUAUUUAAAUUUAUUGGAGAUUCAGUCGAAUCAGUGAUGAUAGACUACCAAAUGGUUAAAGAAAACAACCCAACGAACGAUCUCAUGUUCAUGAUCUUCGCCUGCAGCGACCACGAAGGCCGGAUGAAACAUUUCAACGACUGGCUCGACUACUACCACUCGGAGUUAGACAAAAGGCUCCACGACUUUGGUCUGAAAGCCAACUACGUGUACCCUAGAGACCAGUUAGACGCUGACUUGAAGAGAUACGCCAAGCAUAUGCUCGGCGCAUUAGUUAUGUCAGCGACUAUGAGCGCAAUGCAGCCUUCCAAUGCUGAGAAAAUUAAGGAUUCUAUGGAAGAAUUUCACAAACCUACAAACCAAGAAGAAAUAGACGCUGCUAUGAACGAAUUCUUUACAUUCGAUGAUAGAUAUACGGAAAUAUACAAGAAGAAAUUAGAAGGAAUUAUUGACAGUUUUAUUAAGCUUGGACUGUUGAAAAACAUGUAAAUUUUUAAUUAAAGAUAUUUAUUUCUAAUACGUAAUUAAACCGUGUAUUGAAUAAUAAAAUUACAAAUAAUAACAAUUUGGUAUACCUAUUA